CACCCACCAACUCACAAGCAUGGUUCCAACCGCUCCCUGGACGCGGUCAUGAAGUCGUUGCUCGGGACCGCCUGGAGACAGCCCAAAAGCGCAGUGCGCGUGUUCUGCCGAUGGCGCGUCAAGUCGACCAAGUCGAGUAGGGACAGGCCUCCAGCAGCCGUCGACCCAAGGGUUUUAAGGUCUCGCCUCCAGCUCCAGAAUGACCCCUCGCCGAGCGGCGCAAGGCGUCCGGCCUUCAUCCUCAACCGCAACUAUAACCUAUUUCAAAACCUCGUUGAGAAGCGCUUCUCCCAUGUCAUCGAGUCGAUGGGCGCCUGGGCCCAGAACCAGGACGAGUGGCGCUCCUUCGGCAUCAACGGCCAGCCCCAACUGGACCGCGAGCUGGGCUUGUUCAGGAUGGUUUUGGACCGGGCCUUCGACCUCGCCAUUGACGGCGGCAAGACGGCCCGCCAGGAGAACCCGCUCUUCUGGAACCUGCGCAACGCCUUCAUCCGCUUCGACGCCGCCGGCCUGGGUCGAGAGCUCAAGUACGCCUUCCAGACCUUCCUGAUGCGCUCGCGCUUCCCCAAGGCUGUCAACCAGCUGCACCUGGACCUUGCCGACCUGCGCUUUCCCUACGAGUGGUACCCGGCCACACGUAUGCUACAGCGCACCAUCCACCUCCACGUCGGCCCCACCAACUCGGGCAAGACGUACAACGCCCUCAAGGCCCUUGAGAACGCCCGCACGGGCGUCUACGCCGGCCCGCUGCGCUUGCUGGCCCACGAGACGUGGAGCCGCUUCGUGGCUAAGAAGAAGCCUUGCGCCCUUGUCACGGGCGAGGAAGUGAGGAUACCGACAGAAGCCGACACGUGGUUCCACAGCUGCACCGUCGAGAUGACGCCGCUCAACACAAAGGUCGACGUCGCCGUCAUCGACGAGAUUCAGAUGAUUGCCAACGACGAGCGUGGCUGGGCUUGGACUCAGGCCUUCCUCGGUGUCCAGGCCAAGGAGGUGCAUCUCUGCGGAGAGGACAGGGUGGUGCCGCUCAUCCAGGACCUGUGCGCCAGGAUCGGCGAGAAGUGCAUCGUGCAUCGCUACCAGCGCCUUAAUCCCCUCGAGACCAUGGGGGAAAGCUUGAACGGUGACUUCAGCAAACUCCGCAAGGGAGACGCCGUUGUCGCCUUCUCCCGCGUCAGCAUCCACCAGCUGAAAGCGGGUAUUGAAAAGGCGACGGGUCGCAGGUGCGCCAUCGUCUACGGCAGUCUCCCGCCCGAGACGCGUGCCAGCCAGGCCGCGCUAUUCAACGACCCAAACAACGACUACGACUUCCUGGUCGCCAGCGACGCCAUCGGCAUGGGCCUGAACCUCGAGGUCAAGCGCGUCGUCUUCGAGUCGAGCUUCAAGUUCGACGGCAUCGGUUUCCGCCCACUCACCGUGCCCGAGAUCAGACAGAUUGGCGGCCGCGCAGGGCGCUACCGGACCGCCGCGCAGGAGAUCGCCGGGGACACCUCCAAACCCGCGCCGGGACUUGUCACGGCGCUAGAUAAAGAAGACCUCCCAAUGAUCAACGAAGCCUUCAAUACCGAAGCCGAGCCGAUCCGGACGGCGGGCCUCUUCCCUCCGCCCUCGGUCAUCGAGCGCUUCCAUUCGUACUUCCCGCCGCGCACGCCCAUCAGCUUCGUGCUCGCCCGCCUGCGCGAGAUGAGCCGCUUGUCCCCCAGCUUCCACCUCUGCGACUUCACCGUCGCGCUCGAGAUCGCUGAGGUCAUCAAGCCGUUCGACCUGAGCGUGUCGGAUCGCUGCGUCUUCCUCAACAUUCCCGUCAGCAUGCGCGACCCGCGGCAGGUCAAGGCGCUGCAGGCGUUUGCCAAGUGCGUGGCCGAGUUGGGGGGAGGCCACCUUCUCGACUUUGACGACGUCAUCAACCUCGAGAUCCUCGACGAGGUUCGCCCCUCCAUCCCCUCGGAGCAGGCUGUGUAUCUGCACCAGCUCGAGUCCCUCCACCACAUCAUCACCAUGUAUCUCUGGCUCAGCUACCGCUACCAGGGCGUGUUCCAGAGCCAGAACCUCGCCUUCAAGGUGAAGGAGCUGGUCGAGGAGAAGAUUGCGAGCCACCUCGAGAGCCUGAGCUUCGUGCCGGAGCAGCAGCGGUCGAGGCGGCAGCGCAUGCGGAAGCUGGCUGCCGAGGUGGAGGAGAAGGAGAGGAAUCUGCUUGGGCCACACGAGGAGGAGAUGAUUGGGCCGCAUGACGAGGGGAUUGGGCAGUGGAUCGAGGAGGGCCAGGAGCCGUUGUUUGCUGGGGAGGUGGACGAGGCUGCUGCAGGGGCUGGGACUGUGCCAGAGGAGCAUAAGCCCACGGGCGAGUCGAUUGGAGCGCAGCCGUAAGGCAUUGAAAGGUGUAGGGAUGUGCGUGUAUGUACAAGUGUGUGUAUGAUACCAUUGGAUAGAGGAGGGCGUGUAUCUGUGUGAGGAAACCAUCUGCACCAGCAUUGUAGAGAGUGUAUACUAAGCGGUUUGGCAUCUUAGAAAAAUCAUGGAUCG
Molecule: messenger RNA, 2523 nt
Organism: Parathielavia appendiculata
Lineage: Eukaryota; Fungi; Ascomycota; Sordariomycetes; Sordariales; Chaetomiaceae
Exons: 1
Coding region: 49-2367 (772 amino acids)
Biological process (GO): RNA catabolic process; mitochondrial RNA 3'-end processing
Cellular component (GO): mitochondrial degradosome
Molecular function (GO): RNA helicase activity; ATP binding; hydrolase activity, acting on acid anhydrides
Source: RefSeq, a predicted model, not a curated record